AUGGAGAGAAAUGUAUUAAUUUGCAAAGCCCUGCUUCUGAUUUUCCUCACCAGUGUGUCGGCUGCUAUGGUGAUCAAUCCAGAAAGUAAGUAACAGACAUCUUUUGAAAAAACUUGCUCCUUACUGGUCCUUCCAUAUGGCCGGAUGCUUGAACAAAAUUGCAGUAUUCAAUUUAUAAUGAGAAAAUAUAAUGAGAAAGAGGAAAAAAGGAAGAUAUAUAAUGUACGCAAUUAAGAAGGCAAUUUAUUGUAUUGGUUUAAAAAGUAAGAAUUUUUUUUCCAAAAAGACCGAAGAAGACGAAGCUGAAGUACUCUUAACAUCAGCAGGCAAAGAGUUCAAUAUUUAAGGACCUGGUGUGGUACUCAUGUGAAUCACUACUUUGAGGGUGCCAAUGGGUCUACUUUACGGAACGUUGGGUGGAAAGACGAAGGAACGGAGAGGAAAGAAGUCCGUGAGAACAAGAAAACAGAUUUGGCAAUAUGAAAAGUAUUAAUUUUGUUGAUAGUGAGUAAGUUAAGGUGAGCGAAGAGGGAGGCAGAGUGAGCUCGGAAGGGAGCUUUACUGAUGGCACGCACCACGCUUUUUUGGAUAAAACAUGAAGUUGAAGACUAGGUAAUGAGAGAUCAAGGAAUAAUAAAGUUUUGGUUGGAAGGUAGAAGCGAUAACGAAAAAUCAAUAUUCAACGAUAUUUUCAGUACACAGUCACAAUUUAAAUGAAACAUUGAAUUAACACCAUAACAUUACAGUGAUCGAGUGAUCUCUAAGGUUUCUGUCAACAGCUUUGUACGAUGAUAUAGGAAAAUGAUACGUACUGAUGAUGAUAUAUUAGUGACUGAACCUACGCCUUUGACUCCUAUGCAAGUUACCGAAGCUGUAAAGGCAAUAACAGAUUUUGCAAUUACGUUGGAAGAUUCAGGCGAACGAGAGAGAGAAUUUCUUUCCUAUCUUUCGGCCAUGGAGGACGCGUGUAAGCUUUGAAAACUUCCAGUGCUGUGCUAACUGUUCAAGGACAUUGCUGCAUGAUUGAAAUGCUACAUUUGUGGAUCAUUUGAUCACAAAUUUAAUUAAAUAGUAUACAAUAAAAAUUGAUGUUAGGUUUACCCCCGAUAUAACGAUAUUUUCGUUUUUUUUUUUUGGCCAUGAGUUUCGAUAUGUUGAUUCCGCGAUUAGGCCCGAUUACGAGCCGCUGUUUGGGAAAAUGAGCCCGAAAUCGAGCCUAUUCCUCGAUAUAGCGAUAUAAUUUUAUUGUUCCUUAGCAUACCGUUAUAUCAGGGUUCCACUGUAGUUGAAUUAAACGAUAAACAUCAGGAUACGAGCAAAAUAUUCUGGUGUCGUCCUCAAAUAAUAACGUUUCAGCUAAGGGGAAACAUUUAGAACAUAUUUUGAUAUAAACCAAGGAAAAAAGCUUUCUCUAGAUCGAUCCUUGAGUGAAUGUGAAUGAAUGUCUUUAUUAGUUUUCCACUAAAUGGGUUUUAAAACUAAUUACAAUCAAUACUAAAUACAUUAAAAUUAAAAAUCUAAAAUUCUAAUAGAUGUUAAAAUAUAUCACAUUACUAAUUAAAAACUACUGAGAAAUUCCUUUAAAUGUCUCUUGAAGAUUGGCAAAUUAUCACAUCCUCUUACUUCUUAUAUUUUGGAAGAGAAUUCCAGAAACUCGUUGCACGGUAUAAAAAUGUGCGUUGCCCAGAAGCUGACUUAUAAGCUGGGAUAUUCAAGUUAUUCUUACAUCUAGUAUUACGGUCAUGAACGCAACCACGUGUCUUAAAUCUAUGACAAACGUAGCUAGGGGCUAACCCCUUAACACAUUUAAAUGCUAAAACUCCAAGUGUAUAUUUAAGAAAACUGGUCACGGGGAGCCACCUUAGCUCUCUUAAUGCCGGUGUUAUAUGAUCAAAAUUCCGCUUUCCAGUGAUAAUUCUACAAGCAAAAUUCUGAACUUUCUGCAGCUUCGAGAUAUUUUUCUUUGAAGUAUUAGACCACACCGGAGAACAGUAGUAUAACUGGCUAAACACUAAGGAAUUUAUAACCCGUUCUAAUGUCCUAGCAUCAAACAGAUCCUUUACCCUGUUAAUCUGACAUAAGCUACCUAUGCACGAGGACACUGUUUGGGUGACAUGUUCAUCAUAGCUUAGAGUGCUGUCCACCUGCAGGCCAAGGUCCCGAGCAGAAGGAGAUGGAGUGACCUUCUUUCCAAGGAGGGUGACAUGAAAAUCAGCGGGCAGCCUCUGAAGCAUCUGACGUGUGCCCAACACCAGCAGCUUGGUUUUCUCUGGGUUUAUGAGAAGGCUGUUGUAGCAGCACCAGCUUGCGAUUUUUUCUAAGUCCUUAUUGAUCUGUUGAAUCAUAUUGCUAGCCUCAGCAACUGGGAACGAAAGGUAUAGCUUUGAAUCAUCGACAUGUGAUUCUAGAGAACACACGUCCGGCACGCCAGACUUGACGAUCUGGUAAGAAGAAAGUUUACUUUUAUCCUUAAAAUCCAUUUGAGGGAAGUUCCUCCCAUCCCACGAAAGCUGAUGAAAUUGCGUAUCUAAAAAACACAGUUUGUGAUCUCGCUACCAUCAAUGCAACAUGCUUUCCGUUAAUUAGGUGGAUAAGUGUCUGGCAAGCCUGCGGAGCUGAAAGCGCGAAACCAACGGAAAGGAUUGCUGCCUAGUGCACGGUUGGUGGAAUGAUUUUUGCGAAAGCCGAACCGUGAAGACAAUAAAAGGCUUUCAAAGGUGUCUAUGCCCUGAUAUCCCCUUCGUGAUGCCACUUGUGUAGGAUUUUAUGUUCUUUCCUUGUCCAUUUCAGAAAAAAUUUCAAAUCUGCCGUUCAUCGAAAGCUUUGGUCUUCAAGGAAAAAUCAUACCCUACAUUGGAAGUAAAGUUAAUCUGACUUGCAAAAUGAAACAUGCGGAGGCGGGUAUUUUCCUCAAGGCAGGACUCGCUAUAAGGGAGGGAGGACGAUUCAGGUACAUAUUUGAAGACAGUGGGCAUGAUGGGCUUGUGGCUCAUCUUGAAAUUACAGAUGUCUCCAAGGAAGAUGAAGGUGUUUUUACUUGCUGUGCUUUUAGUGCUGGAAUUAUAACUACGAAAACGCUUACAUUUAAAACAGGUUUGUACGUCCGCUGCCUAAGUCGAUAAGAGUACUUUUUUAAAAUAUGCAUUCAGUUAUACUUUUGCAGCAGCUCACAUUCGAUAUACCGUUAAGUUCCCAAAGUAGCGAACCUCUAAAAGUAGAGAUAAAAUGUCACAGGUGCUAGCAAGUCUCGAAAGUAGCGAUCCCCGAAAACAACGACCCUCCGAAAAAAGAGGCCUUAAAACUUAUUUCCCUUUUAUAAUAUAAUGGACAUGAUAGAUAUCCUGAAUAAACGCUACACUGAUCCGAGGUUUAUUAAUAAUGAUUAUUUAACAUUCCUGACCUUUUUUCAAAAAGUAUUCCUUUCACAUUUUUUGCGAUUUUAUUUCUUGAAGUGACCAUGUGGAGUACACGUUUUAGCCAUCCGAAAGAAACGACCCCCUGAAAGUAGCGAAAGCAGAAGGGUGCUAAAUCCAACAGUAACGAUGGUCGUUACUUUCAGGACUUAACGGUUUUAGAAUUUUAAUUUGACUCCGAGGCUUUAGUGAACGAAAAUCGAAAAUUUUCACGACUCCAUUGUCUCACAAUCCCCAGAAGAGACUUGAGCACAAAGAAAACCAAACAAUAUGCAGAAAUGACCAGAAAGCCUCGGAGUAAAUUACCGUGAAAUGAUCAAUUACCUUAUUCAAGUAAAAGUGAAUUAAUGAAUCCUAUUCUAGUUUAGAGGGUAUGCACUAAAAUCAGCCUCGAAGAAGACAAAAGCACAUAAAAGCUAACUUAAAUGUGCAUAUUCUUUUGCAUCUCCUUCAGUGGCCGCUAGAUCAAUUAUUUUUUUAUCUUUUAGGGUCUCUGAAAAGUCAUAUUGCUCACUAUAAAUAUAAUCAUUUUCCUUUCCUUUACAAAGUCAUUAAUGCAACAGCACCCCAUAUACAAAAUAGAAUAAAAUAAACCAGCUAUGGGAUACGACCCAAUCCUGACUACCUCCAUGUUUUUAUGGCUUACUUGCUUACACGCUAUGAUUCAAUUUGUCUUUUGCCAGGGCAGUAAAACAGUUUUCGAGAACUUGCCUUUGCUCCAAAAAUUUCGCUUGAAAACUGAUACCCCUCUCAUGCAUCACUUCGUUUCGAUAUUGGAUUUUGUGUGCGAGGCAUGGGCUAGGCAUUCCAAAGACCUGUAGUCCCGGGCCUACAAAUGUUUGGUUUGAUCACUCUACCGCUUGCAAUAAUUUAUGCGUUGUUGGGGUGAGCUAAGAAGCUUAAGAGGUCAAAGUGUUGGUGAGGUCAGACUAGUCAUGCGUGCAGUUUUCAGGAUAUGUGGAAAUGAAAUUUAGCCAGGCCUACAAACAGUCGAAAAGCUGGCUACGUCCCUGCGAGGUAUCCCCUUCUCAAAUAAUGAAUUUUCCUCAAGCUGCGCGUCUGACUCCCACACCCUCACAUAUUUGACGUUUUUUAUCUUUUAUAGCUCCUUAUCCUCCAGCCUCGAUCUGA
Porites evermanni is the source of this 4544-nucleotide messenger RNA. NCBI's taxonomy places the organism in Eukaryota, Metazoa, Cnidaria, Anthozoa, Scleractinia, Poritidae. The record is from the annotation of a GenBank genome assembly.